Messenger RNA from Centruroides sculpturatus (bark scorpion), 2230 nucleotides. RefSeq names its product tetratricopeptide repeat protein 30A-like (gene Ttc30). The coding region runs from base 140 to 2026 and encodes 628 amino acids. Lineage: Eukaryota; Metazoa; Arthropoda; Arachnida; Scorpiones; Buthidae. The record is from RefSeq and is a predicted model, not a curated record. Gene Ontology annotation, cellular component: intraciliary transport particle B; axonemal microtubule. Gene Ontology annotation, biological process: intraciliary transport. Gene Ontology annotation, molecular function: intraciliary transport particle B binding; protein binding. The transcript has 15 exons.
CCAACGAAAACAAAUACCAUCGGACUGGCGUGGUUACCGUAAUGUGACAUAUUACUUAGAAGAUCGUAGAAGAGAUAGAUUAAUGUUUUAGAGUUAAAUAUAUAGAAAAAUUAUCGUGUAGAUUGAUUAAAGAUUAGAAAUGGCCAUCGGUAGUGCAAAAAUGCGCGAUGGAGAAUAUACUAAAGUUAUUUACACAAUGUCUCGUGCGUGUUUGUCUCUUCUGGCUUACUGUUAUACGUUCGUUCAAGAUUUUGUUAACUCUGCAAAUUGUUACGAACAGUUAUGUGCAUUAUGUCCGGAGAUCGACGACUAUAAAUUAUAUUAUGCCCAGGCUCUGUAUCAGGCUUGCUUAUAUCAAGAAGCAAUGAAAGUUACUUGUCAAAUAGAUAAUCCUGCUUAUCAAACAAAAAUAGUCAAGUUACAAGGUGCUAUUAAAUAUGGAGAAGAAGAUUUAAGUGCUGCGAAAAGUUUAGUUGACCAAUGCCCUACAGAUGAUCCAGAUACUGAAGUUAAUUUAGGCUGUCUCUUAUACAAGGAAGGAAAAUAUGAAGAAGCUUGUGCAAAAUUUAACACUGCAAUUCAAGUUGAAGGUUACCGUCCAGAUCUUUCGUAUAGCAUUGCAUUAUGUUAUUAUCACAUGAAACAUUACGCUCCCGCUUUAAAACAUAUUGCUGAUAUAAUUGAAAGAGGAAUUAGAGAACAUCCAGAACUUAGUGUUGGAAUGACUACAGAAGGUAUCGAAGUGCGCAGUGUCGGAAAUACAGUUACCCUUCAUGAUACUGCCUUAAUUGAAGCAUUUAAUUUAAAGGCUGCUAUUGAAUAUCAAUUAAAAAAUUAUGAUGCUGCUCGAGAAGCAUUGACAGACAUGCCACCGAGGUCAGAAGAGGAAUUAGAUGCGGUUACACUGCAUAAUCAAGCUUUGAUGAAUAUGGAAACUCAACCAACCGAAGGAUUUGAAAAGUUACAAUUUUUAAUUCAACAAAAUCCAUUUCCACCUGAAACAUUUGGAAAUUUAUUGUUAUUGUAUUGCAAAUAUGAAUAUUAUGAUUUGGCUGCAGAUGUUCUGGCUGAGAAUGCUCAUUUGACUUAUAAAUAUUUGUCUCCAUAUCUGUUUGACUUUUUAGAUGCUUUAAUUACUCAACAAACAUCACCAGAAGAAGCUUAUCGUAAAUUUGAUGAAAUGGCUGCUCACCAUACUGAAAUGUUAAGAAAAUUGACAAAGCAAGUCCAGGAAGCAAGACAAAAUCAUAAUGAUGAUGGUGUGAAAAAAGCUGUAAACGAUUAUGAUGAAGCUCUUGAAAGAUACAUUCCAGUUCUUAUGGCCCAAGCGAAAAUUUAUUGGGAAAUGGAAAAUUAUCAGCAGGUAGAGAAAGUGUUUCGUAAAUCGGUUGAAUUUUGCAAUGAGCAUGAUAUUUGGAAACUUAAUGUUGCCCAUGUUCUCUUUAUGCAAGAAAAUAAAUUCAAAGAAGCUACCGGAUUUUACGAGCCAAUUGUUAAAAAACAUUAUGAUAAUAUAUUAAAUGUAAGUGCAAUUGUUCUUGCAAACCUUUGUGUGUCGUACAUUAUGACAAGUCAGAAUGAAGAGGCAGAAGAAUUAAUGAGAAAAAUUGAAAAAGAAGAAGAACAAUUAGCUUAUGAAGAUCCUGAUAAAAAAAUAUUUCAUUUGAGUAUUGUAAAUUUAGUUAUUGGAACUCUCUACUGUGCUAAGGGAAAUUACGAUUUUGGAAUAUCUCGAGUGAUCAAGAGUUUGGAGCCGUACAAUAAAAAACUUGGAACGGAGACCUGGUUUUAUGCCAAGAGAUGUUUCCUGUCUCUCUUGGAAAAUCUCUCCAAACAAGUAAUUAUGGUUCGUGAUAUUGUUUUGAACGAUUGCUUGCAGUUCUUGACACAUUGCGAAACCUACGGAAGGAAUGUGAGAGCUGCCGCGGAGCAACCACUAGAUGAGGCUCACGUUCAUCCCGGAAAAAACACAGUCACUUACGAGGCCCGCGUCUUAAAAGCUCUGAUGCUUGAACUAAUGCUCUGAUCUCUCGUAAAUCGUUGCGAGACUGUCCCUCAAACGGAUUCUGCACCUUUGUAGUCAUGCGAAAUAUUCAAUCCGUCCACCUUGCAACCGUCAUAGCUCGUUUUUAUAUUUGAUUUGCAUACAGUUGCAAGAAAGUUUGUUAUUUAUUCAUCUAGUCAUUAAAAAAUUUUAUUUAUUUUACCAAAAUAGUUUUUAAAUAAAUAG